Messenger RNA from Paramisgurnus dabryanus, 5213 nucleotides. RefSeq names its product solute carrier family 35 member B2 (gene slc35b2). Gene Ontology annotation, biological process: transmembrane transport; 3'-phosphoadenosine 5'-phosphosulfate transport. NCBI's taxonomy places the organism in Eukaryota, Metazoa, Chordata, Actinopteri, Cypriniformes, Cobitidae. The record is from RefSeq and is a predicted model, not a curated record. Gene Ontology annotation, molecular function: 3'-phosphoadenosine 5'-phosphosulfate transmembrane transporter activity. Gene Ontology annotation, cellular component: Golgi membrane; endoplasmic reticulum membrane.
AGUUUUCAUAUUGAUUAGUUCUCAUCGACACGAACUCUUACCCAAUAUACAAUCUAAAUAUUUACUGACGCCCUGCAAAUGUACACCUGAGGAAAAACUACACGGAUGCGUGCAGGUGUGCCGCUCUUCACAGCCGGAAGCGGCGUGUAUGUGUGUGUAUAUGUGUGUAAGUGUAUGUGUGUGGUAACACGUCAGUUUGGAUGAACUCAUGAGUAAAGCAGGCCGAGAAGUUUUACCGCAAAUGCACACUGAAUAUCUCCUCAGUCUGGAUAUCGGUUGCUUUUUAUAGCUGUCUGUCGGGUUUAUUGAUACAUGAUCGGCGCGAGAGGACGUUUGGUGGACUCUCAGUGAGUCGUUUAAGGAGUUUUGACCAGAAGAGGCUGCUGCUGCUGCUGGAAAAUGCCGCUGUUUCCAUGGAGUCUGCUGGUUGGCGUGCUGGUGUUUAUUCUGCCGGCUGUGCAUGCGGAUGAGGAAAAUUCUUUAAUGAUCGUAGGAUGGCAGGACGUCUGGAUCUUCCGUUUGUUUCUCAAUGUUGUGGGAUACGCCACCAUCAUCAUCCCAGGAUAUUUACUGUUCAGUUACUUUAAAAGAGUCAACUAUCUAGAAACAGGCCGAGGUCUCUGUUAUCCUGUCAUAAAGACGUGUGUGUUUGGGAACGAGUCUAAAGCGGGACUGCUGGACGAUGCAUCGGCGACGCCUAGAAAUGAGUCUGAAUCCAGCUCAACUGCUCGACAGGCCUUCAAACUCAUCUUCUGCGCUGCUGGGCUCCAGGUGUCGUAUCUGACAUGGGGCGUUCUUCAGGAGCGGGUGAUGACGCGUUCGUACGGCGCGGAGGGCAGCGGCGAGCGCUUUAAAGACUCUCAGUUUCUGGUCUUCAUGAACCGGAUCCUGGCGCUGACGGUGGGCGGUUUGUGUUGCGUUCUGUUCAAGCAGCCCCGUCACGCCGGACCCAUGUACAAAUACUCCUUCGCUUCUCUUUCCAACAUCCUGAGCAGCUGGUGCCAAUAUGAAGCGCUGAAAUACAUCAGCUUUCCUACGCAGGUUCUGGCCAAAGCAUCUAAGGUGAUACCCGUGAUGCUGAUGGGCAAGAUCGUCUCGCACAAGAGCUACGAGUAUUGGGAAUACUUCACCGCCAUGCUCAUCUCCGUCGGCGUCAGCAUGUUCCUUCUCUCCAGCUCCACAAGCAAACAUCUGUCCACCGUCACGACCUUCUCCGGCAUCAUUAUCCUGGCGGGAUACAUCGUAUUCGACAGCUUCACGUCCAACUGGCAGGACAACCUCUUCAAAUACAAGAUGUCCUCUGUGCAGAUGAUGUUCGGAGUAAAUCUCUUCUCUUGUCUCUUCACGGUCGGCUCUCUCCUGGAGCAGGGCGCCUUCUUCGACUCGCUAGCGUUCAUGACGCGUCACUCCGAGUUUGCGUUUCACGCCGUGCUGCUGUCCAUCUGCUCGGCGUGCGGUCAGCUCUUCAUCUUUUACACGAUCGGGCAGUUCGGCGCGGCCGUCUUCACCAUCAUCAUGACCCUCCGACAGGCUUUCGCCAUUCUUUUGUCCUGCUUCCUCUACGGUCACGCCAUCACGCUGGUGGGCGCCUUCGGCGUGGCCGUGGUCUUCGUCGCUCUCUUCCUCCGCGUCUACGCACGCAGUCGCAUGAAGAAGUCCGGCAAACGACCACCGCAAACUCUGGUGCAGAAAGUUUAGUCGCACGGACAUGAGGCCACAUUUUCGUGGUUUGUUUUUCUUUGGUUUGCUCCAGAACUUUCUGACUUUGUGGUCAAAGGGUACACAAAGGGAUUACUCUUUAUUUUUAAGGGAUUUCGGUCUGAUGUCGGUGAAAGUUGCGUACGAGUUGUUUUUGCGUGUACUGGAUGUGUCUGAGGCUGAGACGGUGCGAUCGAUCGCUGAGCCCUCUAUAUUUGUAAUUUGGUACUAAAUUAAAUACGGUAAACCUCUCGCAUUGAGUUUUUCUAUUUGAACGUUGGAUUUUUGUGAGGAGGAUGAAGUUUGGCUUGGGUUGAGAUGUAAAGUUAAACCCCUGCUUUUGUUCCUAACAUUUAAUAUCUAGGACAAUGGGUCUAAUUCACUAAUCAUGCGUACGCACAAAUUUGUUCGUGAAAUGUGCAUUCGGACGUUUUUACUAACAAAUCAUGAAUCAACAAAACGUUCAUACAAAAAUUUAUUUUAAAUGUAUCCAAAACCGUAAGAACUACUUAGACCACAUGUAUGCAAUAAUCAUACAUAUUCAUAUUCAUGCAUACAUUUAAAAUACAUUUUUGUAUAAAAAAGUCUUUGUUGAAUCAUGAUUUAUUAAUUAAAACAUCCGUACGCACAUUUCACCAACAAUGUGUGUGUACGCAUGCUUAGUAAAUGAGACCCAUUGUCAUUAUCCAUUAGGUUAAGGUUUAGUUUUGUCUACCCAUCAUUCGUGCGAGUGUCAUGAUUUAAAGAUGAAGUUUUACAGGAUGAAUAUCAGACCAUCAGUGCCUGUAAAAGUCUGAUCUGAUCAACAGAUCAUUUAUAGAAAUACUGUUACAGUGAAAAUGUGUGCGCUUAUGUGAGAGAUUUCUUUGCAACGAAAUGUCUAGGUCAUGAAACAAAAGAGAAAAAUAUACAUUUUGCAUGAAUGAAUAUCAUUUUUAGGACUGUUUAGGAACAUUUUUCAGUAUUUCAUGACAACGUAUCAUGGUUUCAUUCUUGUAUUAUAUUACUGUAAAGCAGCAAUAAACGUAUCUGUACAUUUUAUUUUAAAAUAAUGAAACCAGACACGCUUUACAAUUUAAACAAGAUGAUAAAAAAUGCUGGAUUAUUUUAAACACAGCGUUGAGUCAGAAAGGGAUAAACCCAUCCCAUUGGGUUGUAAUUUAACCCAUUGUUGGGUCAAAAAUAAAAAAUUUCUGGGUUAAUUUAACCCAGGGGCUAGAUUUGUCCCUUUUUGAUCCAACACUGAACUGUUAACAUUUUUUGCUGCCUUAAAUUUAAAAGUUUAAUCAACUUGGAUUCACAAGUCAUUUUAACUUAAUUUUAUUUUCUUGACUAGAUGAGUUGUUAUAACUUGUAAAAAAUAGUUAAUAUCAACAAAAAAACAAAUCAAUUUCAUUUUCAAAGUUGUAGCAACUCAUCUCUAGUCAAGAAAAAAUAAUACACUGCAAAAAAUGAUUUUCAAUACAAAUAUUUCUUAGUCUUGUUUUCAGUAAAAAUAUCAAAAAAUUCUUAAACUAAGAUGCUUUUUCUUUACAAGUAAAACGACCCAAGAAAAUAAGUCUAGUUUUUAGACCAAAAAUAUCAAAUUUAAGUGAUUUUGUCCAUAAAACAAGCAAACAAAUCUGCCAAUGGGGUAAGAAAAUUCAUCUUUAAUUUUUUUUAUUUAUUGUUUAAAAUUUUUUUUCAAGAUUUUGGUAACACUUUACAAUAAGGUACAUUAGUUAAUGUGUUAACUAAGAUGAACAAACCAUGAGCAAUACAUUUGUUGCAGAAUUUAAUCAUCUUUGUUGUUAAUGUUGGUUAAUAGAAAUAAAGCUUUUAAUUGUUUGUUCAUCUUAAUUCACUGUGAAUUAACUAACGUUAACAAGAUUUUAAUAAAGUAUUAGUAACUGUUGAAAUUAACAUUAACAAAGAUUAAUAAAUGCUGUAUAAGUGCAGUUCAUUAUUCAUUCAUGUUAACUAAUGUAGUUAACUAAUGAAUCUUAUUGUAAAGUGUUACCAAGAUUUUUUGCUUACCCCAUUUGCAGAUUUGUUUGCUUGUUUUAUGGACAAAAUCACUUAAAUUUGAUAUUUUUGGUCUAAAAACUAGAUUUAUUUUCUUGGGUUGUUUUACUUAUAAAGAAAAAGCAUCUUAAUUUAAGAAUAUUUUUAGAUAUUUUUACUGAAAACAACACAAAAAUACUAAGAAUUUUUUUGCAGUGUAGUUAGUUAAAAUGACUUGUAUCCAAAUUGUUUAAACUUUAUUAGCAUGUACAGUAUAAAAGUAAUAAUAGUUUUGAUGUGAAACAUGAACUGGACAUUUCCUUGAUUCUCCUUGAUCUGCCUUCAUUUGUUUGAGCGUUAUGUUUGUGUGUUAGUGAAGAUCAGCCGAUCAUUCUUAAGUUAGACUUUGUAUGAACUUUUCUAAAUCCUCUAGAUUCACAUUCAUGAUGAAGAUUACAGUUUUAUAAAUGUGUCAGGUGAGGUUUAUGGAUGUGUAUUAUAACAUUUACAAACAGGUCUAAAGAUAUUAUUAUUAUUAUUAUCUAUAUUCAAUAAUUGUUUAACAUGUCCUUGACACGUUUGUUUAUUUUCUGGGUUUGUUAGUGGAAUAGAUUUGUACAGAUUUGUUUUCAAAGACAAUAUUUACAUCCACCAGUAGUGUGUGUCUUUAACUCCAACUAUUUUAACUCUGUCAAAAUGCAUACAAACAUGUUUUGAAAUGAAUCUGUUGUAGUGUAAGGUUUUAUGUUGUCUAUCAUUUGAUUGAUUUGUUUUUAUUAGGGAUCUCCAGAAUGAACGUUGACUUAUAAUCAUAAGUUUAUUUUACAGGUUAGAUGUUUAGUUUUUUUUAACUUUAUUUUAAAUUUAUUUGCACAUAUAGUCCAUCAUUAUUGUUUUAAACAUUGUUUUUGUUAGGCUUUUUUUUAGCUUUAACUAAUGAAUGUUGAAAGUUAAGUUGUGGGUCCUUCUUAAAAGUAACCAAAAUAUUUAUGUGAAAACUCACUUUUCUCUUCAAUCAAAAUCCGUUUGCAUUAUAAAGAUACAGAUUUAACACUAAUCUGAAUUAAACAGUACAGCAGGAAUGGCACGAGUAAGAUUUAAUAAAUGAAUGAUAUAAUCUAUAAAGAACUUGAAGACGGUUAAAUACUGUAUAUUUUUUCAUUAUUUUCAUCACAUUUACCUCCUCAAUACUUAGACAGUCAUUUACCAUAGUUACAGUAAAGUGUGCUAGUAUGCAAAUAUCACCUUGACGUGUUUAUGACAGGUUUUACGAGAUGCACCCGGCUGUCAUUUCAGGUCUGAUCACAAAAUUAAAUAACAUUGAAAUGUCAAGCAUUGAUUGAAGAGAUGGAUUGUAAAGGAAUGUGAAAUGACUUGUGUGAAAAUGCUAAUAAUGUAGUCUUAUUAACUUCUUAUAAUUAAAUUAAUUUGAUCACUUGACCAAACUGUGUCGGAUUUGUUGCAUCCCUUGUUAUCAAAGCAAAACAAACUGCAGUAUUUUUGUUUUUAAAAUGGUUUUGUGUUAUUUUCAU